Molecule: messenger RNA, 2853 nt
Organism: Drosophila innubila
Lineage: Eukaryota; Metazoa; Arthropoda; Insecta; Diptera; Drosophilidae
Gene: lili
Product: protein Lilipod
Exons: 8
Coding region: 410-1993 (527 amino acids)
Biological process (GO): signal transduction
Molecular function (GO): transmembrane signaling receptor activity
Source: RefSeq, a predicted model, not a curated record
UUGACAACACCAAUUCAGUUGCAAGAAUUUUUUUACAUCGCUUGGUUUGCGCGGCGGUUGUUUCGGUCUCUACGAGUAGUUUGGACAUAGUAAAUAUGAUGUGCAGUAUGAAAAUCGAAAUUAUUAAAUAAAUUGCUAAUAAGCUAAUAAAAGCAAUCACAAAAUCCAAUAGGCAAUAACAACAACUGUGCUAUGUGCUAAAUGGUAGAGCGUACGCGGGUGAAAAGUGAAACUUUUUGUUUAAUAUAAGGCAUCUUUUGUUACAUAUCAAAUUGUAAAAGUUUUCUACGCUGUGUGCGUGCUUAGCUAAAGAAUCAUUUAUUGUGUGGCGGGGCGGGGCGGUGUCAGUCCUGGCUAAACAAAUACAAAACUGGCUCAAAACGACAAGCUAACGUUCUUCCUGAAGAACAUGGACGACGAGGAGGAGGAAGUGACGGACCUGAAGCUGCAACUGUUUCACAAUACAGUACGGGAGCACAUUAUUUUUCUGCUGUUAAUUAUUUUGCUCUACUUCAGUUCCUAUGUGGUCGUCUCGCGUUUUCGUCGUCGAGAUCGCGACGAUCUCUACUCAAAUGACGAGGACGAGGUGCUAGUAUAUCGCAUAAGCUUUUGGCUCUGCACCUUCACAUUGGCCGUGGCCGAGGGAGCAGCUAUGUUGCUGCCAGUAUCAAUAGCCAGCAAUGAGGUGCUGUUGCUCUAUCCAAACAGUUACUAUGUCAAGUGGUUGAACAGCUCUCUAAUUCAAGGACUGUGGAAUCAUGUUUUUCUCUUCUCCAAUUUGUCGCUUUUCAUCUUUUUGCCCUUUGUCUAUCUAUUCUCCGAAUCGACGGGAUUUGUGGGUCACAAAAAGGGCAUCCUGGCCCGAGUCUAUGAAACCUUUACAGUAUUUAUGUUGAUGGCCAUCAUUGUCUUAGUUCUGACUGCAGUUCUCAGCGCAGUGUUUGGCAUUGAAAAGUUUCAAUUCUUCUGGUUUCUAAAUUUGGGCAGCGUUCACCUGCCGUUCCUUUAUUCGUGUGUCUCUUUUCUGGGCGUAAUGCUAAUGCUGAUUUGUACGCCCUAUGGAUUUGUGCGUCUGUUUGGGGUUGUCAACCAGGUGCUGGUGAGGCCCAUGCUGCUGCGAGACGUGAACGAGGAGUUCAGCGCCUUCUACAUGGAAGAAGCGAGCGUCAAACGCAAGCUGGCCCACAUUGAGCUACACAAUGUGAGCAUCUCGGAGGCCACCAACGGCAAUGGACGCACGCUCAAUGGCAAUAGACGUAGCUAUCUAACACAGCCAUUUCUGCAACACUCGCUGGCCCAUCUGUAUCAGCGAAAACCGCUUGCCGGAAAUGUGGAUGAGCAGCAGCAACUGCUCAAUGAUAGACUGAGAGAGCUGUACAGUGAGCGCAAGGAGCUGGACAAAAUGCGCAAAUCGAGCACCUUUCAGCGCACCUUUGUCUAUCCACUCGCCAUGCUUUUAUUGCUAUUCUGCACAGCCGUUACCAUACUCCUUGUCGUCCAGAACACGCUGGAGCUGCUGAUUGGCAUCAAGGCGCUGCCGCUAAGCACAAGACAAUUUACUCUGGGGAUUUCAUCGCUGUCCAAGCUGGGCCCCGUUGGAGCUGGAAUGGAGGUGUGCCUUAUCUUCUAUCUAGGCGCCACCUCCGUUGUGGGCUUCUAUAGCAUGCCCUUUAUGAGUAAUGUGCGUCCCAAAUGGAGACAGACGUCUUUGCCACAGCUGAUGUUAAACUGUGGCUUCAUGCUAGUCUUGUCCUCGGCAUUGCCGCUGUUAAGCAGAAUUAUAGGCAUUACCAACUUUGAUCUGCUGGGUGACUUUGGCGCCAUCGAGUGGCUUGGCAAUUUUCAGAUUGUCCUGCUCUAUAAUCUGGUAUUUGGCACAACGACUGCACUGUGUCUGGUCAACAAGUUUACGGCGCCAGUGCGGCGUGAGCUGCGUGCACGGUUAGUGGAGAACUAUGUGCUCUUUACUAACUACAUGAGCUUCAUCAACUGAUAUUUAAGGGAGCGACGCGAUAAAUAUAUACCAUGUCAGCGUCAACGUCAGCGUUACGCUUACCAGCUACUGAAACGUUUUGUCGAGUCGCCCCGCUUUAGUCUAACUAGUUUCUAUGCCAAGUACUACAAUCUUAGUCGUAAGAGCAGUCGCAAUACCACCGCUAGUCGCCAGGCAAACACGAAGGACUGUUGAGAAAGAUGAAAUGAAUAUACAUUAUACAGAACUGAUACUGUUACUGAUACUAAUACUAAUACUAAUAUUAAUAUUGAUAUUCAUACUGAUACUUACCCUGAUAUUUAAAUGUUGCGCUGUUAAUUGUUGUGCCAAAAUGUUGUAGUUUAUAGUGCCCAUAAGUGUCAUUGUCUUAUAUAUACAUAUAUGUCUUCAUAUAUAGUACAUAUGUGAAUGGAAACCGUUACGGUUGCGUUCUUGUGUGACUUAUCAGAUCUAUUUGGAGUACUAACAUUAUGUGCAACAUUAACUGCUGUCAACAGUCGGUAGGAUAAAUUUUAGGUGUAUAUUAGAAUUUCUUUUAGUCUGAGUCAAUCAAUUUAAAGUCAUUUACGUUAUGUCGAUAAUCUAUUUCGUAGACACGUACACUUUUAUAUAUAUUUGUAUUUAUUUAAAUCAAUUAUUUUAAAGCAUGCGUUUCAUUGUCAUUCUUAAUCAUAUACUAAUUAUUUAUUUAUAUACAUAUAUUUACUUUUACACACAUAUUUCAACCAUGUUCCUUAAGUGGCAUUCGCAAACGAACGCUUCGGCGCAUCUCAUCAUUUAUUUACAUGCUGAAAUCAAUAGCACGACAUCUAUAAAAAAAUUAUGUGAUAAAAUAUAAACAAAUGUUUUAAGAAAAAUAA